AACGAGGCUCUCCUUUUUCGUGGAGCUUGGUGCGGAGCUCUCGAUCAUUAUUGCCACUCCAUCGCCGAGGAUGCUCUGGCGCUCAUGCCGCUCCUCCUCGCAAGCUUCUCAAACCCUAGCGCUCUGUCUGGCUCAGAAAUUUUCUCUUCCCUUACAGCGCCUGGUCUUUCUCUCGCGGUUUUUGGGCCGUCGAUGAGGGUGGAGUGAGAAAAAUAACGUGUUGAAGGAGCGGUGGGAGGAGAGACGAGGAAGGGAUUUGUGUGUGUUUGACGGUGCAGGGGUUAGAUCUGUUGGCAGGGAGGAAGAGAUGAGAAGGUAGCUUGAUUGCGGGACAGGAAUGCUUGAAAGUGCUCGCGGAAGCGGAUUGCGCUGCGGAGAGUCGGGGAGGAGGAGAAGGAGGAGGAGUUUUUUGAGGUGAGGGCGAGGGGAGGAUGCCUAUUGCCAUGGGGCCGUUGCCUUCCACGUCUGGCCGGGAUCGGACCUCGGAGUUCCACGCCAUCGUCGAUAGGUUGAGGAAAACGCAGGGGUCGACUUUGCCUUAUGCGAAUGAAGCGAACGGGGCUGUAACGAACGGGCAUGCGGGUGAAACCGCGCGGCUGUUGCCUCCUACGACUGGCUCCCUGCAGUCGGAGUUUAACAAGCGUGCGUCGCAGAUCGGGCUUAGUAUUCAUCAGACCUCUCAGAAGCUCUCCAAACUAGCCAAAUUGGCAAAGCGAACAUCGAUGUUCGACGAUCCAGCAGUUGAGAUUCAGGAGCUUACAUCAGUCGUCAAACAAGACAUUACGGCAUUAAAUGCAGCCAUAUCUGACUUGCAACAACUUUGUGAUUCAAGAAACGAUGGAGUGAACCAAACCAAGCAUAGCAGUGAACAUUCCACCACAGUUGUAGAUACUCUUAAGAGUCGUCUUAUGAACACUACGAAGGAGUUCAAGGAUGUUCUCACAUUACGGACGGAGAAUUUGAAGGUUCACGAUAACCGAAGACAACUCUUCACUGCUACGGCGAAUAAGCAGGUGAAUCCGUACGCUCGGCAGGGGCCACUAGCGUCUGCUGCCCAGAAUACCGCUUCUAGCACAAGUGUUUCUCUUCCACCUUGGGGCAAUGGAGCUGGGAGAAGCAAUGAGCUUUUUAGCUCAAGGCGGCGACAUACAGCCGACGGACCAGAGAGCUCGCAGUCACAAGCGCGUCUGCAGCAACAGCAGUUGGCUCCUGUUCAGGACAGUUACAUGCAAAAUCGUGCAGAGGCUCUUCAAAACGUAGAAUCUACCAUUGUGGAGCUGAGUACUAUUUUUACCCAGUUAGCCACCAUGGUUGCUCAGCAAGGGGAGGUUGCCAUCAGGAUUGAUGAAAAUAUGGAUGAGUCUCUUUCAAAUGUUGAAGGGGCACAAAAUCAGCUUCUAAAGUAUCUUGACAGUAUCUCGUCAAAUCGGUGGCUUAUUCUCAAAAUUUUCAUGGUUUUGAUCACAUUUCUCUUGAUUUUUGUCGUUUUUGUAGCUUAGAUCUUUCGGAGAGUAGUGCCUUUCGAGUUUUAUUUUUCAGGCUUAAUCUGCUUCGAUGGACAUUUCAUUCAUUUAUCAACUCUGCUUGAGUACCAAGAAAAGGCUCCCAACAUUGUAAAAUAAUUAAUGUUUCGGUGGUCCAUUGCUCUUGCCCUUCAUAACCUCAUUUUCAGAGCUAGUAGAUACUCGUACUAGUUUCAGCAUCAGAUUGUUGUGAAUUAGAUUACAGGAUAUCUUCUUACCAGUAUACUGCUUUCUACUCUUAAAAGAUACCGUGAAGUCUUCGAAGUCAUACUAGGUUGUGUAUCUUAGAUGUCGACCUGAAGAUAGUAUUUUGACAUGUUUGGAACUGCCAGCUGUAAACUUUGUAUUCUGAUAGUUAAAAACAGUGUGCGAAUAUUGAGGUUGAUUUAUCAGGUCAUUGUGCAUUCUGGGCAGAUCCAAAAUGAUGAAGUUUGCACUCGGCAUUUUUGCCAUUUUUUUAUUUUUGUCCUUGGACGGAUAUUUUUGCAAUAUUUUGAAACUGAGUAAAAUUCAAGGACUCUAACUGCUUCAA
Physcomitrium patens is the source of this 2055-nucleotide messenger RNA. RefSeq names its product syntaxin-32. NCBI's taxonomy places the organism in Eukaryota, Viridiplantae, Streptophyta, Bryopsida, Funariales, Funariaceae. Gene Ontology annotation, molecular function: SNARE binding; SNAP receptor activity. Gene Ontology annotation, biological process: endoplasmic reticulum to Golgi vesicle-mediated transport; intracellular protein transport; vesicle fusion. The record is from RefSeq and is a predicted model, not a curated record. Gene Ontology annotation, cellular component: SNARE complex; Golgi membrane; endomembrane system.